This is a messenger RNA of Durotheca rogersii, 1767 nucleotides long. RefSeq lists its product as uncharacterized. Gene Ontology annotation, molecular function: long-chain fatty acid-CoA ligase activity. The record is from RefSeq and is a predicted model, not a curated record. The coding region runs from base 1 to 1767 and encodes 588 amino acids. Gene Ontology annotation, cellular component: endoplasmic reticulum; membrane. NCBI's taxonomy places the organism in Eukaryota, Fungi, Ascomycota, Sordariomycetes, Xylariales, Xylariaceae. The transcript is spliced from 2 exons.
AUGGGCGUUGCUAGCCUUCUGAACCAGUUCGACGAUGGGCUGAGUUCCCUGCUGGCCCAGUGGAAUGUCUAUUCCACUGUGCUUGUCACUGUUCUCGCGCUCAUCGUCACAUAUUCCGUCAUGAACCGCGUUGAUCCUGACAUCCAUCCCAUGCUCCUCGCACGCCAGGCUUCAGGUUCGCCGGUCCGACAGAAUGGAGAAUCUCCUAUCUACCGUGGCAACUCGGCGCCCCAUGGCAUGCCGCUCAACAGCGGCCUGAAUGUCCGGGAGUCUGGCGCACAGAAAUGGGCGCCGGGCCGGAACGGAGACCUAAGGGACGUCUGGCGUAGAGUCGUGACCGGAAAUUCCGAGGACUCCGGCAACAAGGCAACCGGCCGCAUCUUGACCGUACUAGGCAGCGAGAAGGUCCUCGAACAUGACCUAAAGGACAUUACGCGGCAGAUUAACCUUAUUGGACAGCACAUAUCCGCCCAGGGCGGCAGCAGGGUGGCCAUAUACCUUCCCAACUCUGUCGAAUUCAUCGCCACACUGUUCGCUUCCAGCUUCUACAACUUGACUGCCAUCCUCUUGCCCUUCGACCAGCCCGAGGAUGUCAUAAUCUCCAUGCUGCGCGCGUCCGACGCCGACACCGUUGUCACCGCGCCCGGCGCUUUCCCCUUUGACAAUGUGGUGAAAAGCUAUCCGGCUCUCCGCCAGCUCAUCUGGGUCGUCGACGAGGGUAACAAGCACCUCGACUGGAACGAGGUUCCCAAGGGUACUGGUGGCAGCGUUAACGUCUCUACUUGGCAAGACGUUCUGGACAACAGCCCCGUCGGGGUCGGCAUCGACGUACCCGAGGUCGACCCCCAGACCACGUCGCCGGACGUCAUCACCUUCUGGCAAUCCAAGCCGGGGAACCUCGAGGAGGUGGUUCAAUUUAGCCAAGGGAAUCUCGUUGCCGGCAUCUCCGCCCAACUCGCCGCCAUCCCGCAGAGGGAGCGCCUCUCGCCCGCUGAUCUGUUUCUGCCCUCCGCGUCGCUAUCGGCAUCGUUCCCUCUAGUACUGACCCUUGCCGCUCUCUACUCCAACGCCUCCGUCGCAUUCAACUCUGUCGCAGGAACAUCACCGGACCUCGUCCUUGCCACCGCCGGCGUCGCACCCACCGUCGUCGUCGCCACACCCCAGACCCUCAAGAAGACGCACGAGGAGACCAAGGCCAAGAUCGGCUCGUUGCUCACACAGAUCUCGCACUGGGUGCAGACGAACAGCCUAACGCAGAACGGCGCACGGCCAGUCGCCUCGUUCCUGGCGUCGUACAACGACUCAUUGUAUCCUAAGAUAGGUGCCUCCCCGUUCGCCGUCACGCCGACACCGGGCAAGCUACGGCUUCUCUUCGUGGCGCACCCGGCGGGAGUCGACGAUGGGACACCGCGGCUCUCGGAGCAGACGCUAUCGGACUUGCGCGUGUUCACCGGGGCACGCGUCGUGUACGCGCUGACGGCGGCGCGCGUGGCCGGCGCAGUCUCGCAGACCCAGAUCCACGACUACCGCGUGUCGGGCGAUGGCACCGGCUCUCACUUCGGCCCACCCGUCAGCAGCAUCGAGAUCUUCCUCCGUGAGACCCCGGCCCACAGGUUCACCGGCGACAGCUACUACACCGGCGAGAUUGUGGCCCGCGGCCCAGCGGUCGCGCGCAAGACCGAAGCCGACGGCCGGGGAGGAGCGUCCGAGGCCGCGCUCGGCGUCGUAGGCACCAUCAGAACGGAUAACACGCUAGCUCUUGUCUAG